This is a messenger RNA of Balaenoptera musculus (blue whale), 3387 nucleotides long. It is a transcript of the gene SLC25A21, whose product is annotated as solute carrier family 25 member 21. Gene Ontology annotation, biological process: transmembrane transport. The record is from RefSeq and is a predicted model, not a curated record. Bases 1276 to 2175 code for a protein of 299 amino acids. Lineage: Eukaryota; Metazoa; Chordata; Mammalia; Artiodactyla; Balaenopteridae. The transcript is spliced from 10 exons.
UAUUGCUGAUAUUCAAUGGCCUUCAAAAAUGGCAAGUUUAUAUAGUUCAAACUGAAUAUGUUUAGUAUUAAGUACCGUGUUUAAGAAAUAAUGUGACAAUAAGGGUUCCAAAGCGUCUCAUUCUCCGUUUUACUCCUAUCAUUUCCUGCCUGUUAGGGGUGUGGCAGGUAUUUUUCUAAAAUUUGAGAAUCUUGUGUCUCUCCUACAGCGUUUUUGCAACUUGUGGUUUAAAAAUAGUAUAAACUAGUAUUUUUGUUUUGCUAACUAUCCUAAAGGGCUAGUAUGAAUAAUUAAACGUUUUACAGAGAAGAAUAUAUUGGUAGUUACUUAAUGUUCCUUGAUUAUUUGGGUCAGUGGUUCGCAAACUCUAACAUUCAUAACAAUCACUGGAGAACUUAUUAAAACACAGGUUUCUGAGCCCUAUAUCCAGAGAUUCUGAUUCAGUAGGUCAGGGCUGGAACAUGAAUUUACUUUUCUUACAAAUGCACACAUUACGCUGAUGCCCACGGACAUGGGGUAUAGAUAGAAGAGACUUAUUUGUAAUAAGGCCUUCUUUUUUUUGGUCUUUCAGUAAAUAAAACUCAAGUUGAUGAGGUAUGAGAUAUAUUCCCUUAAGCCAAAACCAUUUCUUAGAAAAGUACUAUAUACAGUAGCUCAAUUGUAAGAUACCUGUAAAUUGGAUUUAUUUUGACUUAGUUGCUAUAGCCCACAAUUUCGGGACAACUAACUGCAAGGAAUUUAUUCACCUGUCCCUUCUUUAGAACUGCACUGUGCUCUGGCUUUCCAGAGGGCAAGGGUCGCCUGGGCCCUGCCGCUGGAGUUCUAGGCCAGGAUCACUUUUUUACUUGCGUUAUCAGAGGCAGAGCGGCCAGCUGGACAAACUCUGCAGGAGGCUCCUGAUAGGGAAACCCGUGGGCGCCAAUCUAGGAGACCAAACCGAUCUGCGGCGGUCGACAAACCCAAUCGCAUCUGCGUGUCUUUUCUCCUUCAGGGUCCCUCCCGGAGCCCAGGGAGCAAAGCGGGGUCGAGAGGGAGCACCUGAAGCAGCGCAACAGGCAGGUCCCGACCCGCCGGAGAUCACGCGGCGAGUCUGUGGCCCAAACCGCCCGCCGCCUCCGAGCAGUCGCCGGAUUGCCGCCCCACAGGGAGCCACUCGGCCCAAGGACUAACCCAGCCCCGGCACUCUAGCUCAGGAGAGGCUCUGCAGGCCGGCAUUCAGGCUGGCGAGCUCGCCCACGCAUCUCAGCCCAAGCAGUGGUCGUCUGGCUUGCGAAGAUGUCGGCCAAGCCCGCUGUCGGCUUCGUGAACGAGGCUUCUCGGCAGAUCCUGGCCGGUGGUUCCGCUGGUCUUGUAGAAAUUUGCCUGAUGCACCCUCUCGAUGUGGUGAAAACCAGGUUCCAGAUUCAGAGAUGUGCAACUGAUCCAAACAGUUACAAAAGCUUAGGAGACAGCUUUCGAAUGAUUUUCCGCACAGAAGGGUUGUUCGGUUUUUACAAGGGAAUUCUGCCACCCAUCUUGGCUGAAACACCAAAAAGAGCAGUGAAGUUUUUCACCUUUGAGCAGUACAAGAAAUUGCUAGGAUAUGUGUCACUGUCACCAGCAUUGACCUUUGCCAUUGCUGGAUUGGGAUCUGGACUAACAGAAGCCAUUGUGGUCAACCCUUUUGAGGUAGUAAAAGUUGGCUUGCAAGCCAAUCGGAACAAAUUUACAGAGCAACCAUCCACCAUGAGUUAUGCAAGACACAUCAUUAAGAAGGAAGGCUUGGGACUCCAGGGCCUAAACAAAGGAUUUACAGCAACUUUGGGACGUCACGGAGUUUUCAACAUGGUUUAUUUCGGCUUCUACUACAAUGUCAAAAACAUUAUUCCUGUCAAUAAGGAUCCAACCUUGGAGUUUCUGAGAAAAUUUGGGGUUGGUCUUCUCUCGGGCACAAUAGCCUCAGUCAUUAACAUCCCUUUUGAUGUUGCCAAAAGUAGGAUUCAAGGGCCUCAGCCAGUUCCUGGAGAGAUCAAGUACAGAACCUGUUUUAAAACAAUGGCCACGGUCUAUCAGGAAGAAGGCAUUUUAGCUUUGUAUAAAGGCCUGCUUCCCAAGAUUAUGAGGCUUGGACCAGGUGGUGCAGUGAUGCUGCUGGUUUAUGAAUACACCUAUUCAUGGCUUCAGGAGAACUGGUGAUUGCCUACAGAGUAUUUUUCCCCCUUGUGAUAAUAGAUAUUCAUUAUACAGCACCAUGAGAAGAAGAGAAUAUCGAUCAGCUGAGCCGAUACAAUGAUAAAUUAUAAUUAUACAAUUAUAUACAAUUAUAGAGGGUAAAACAGUUUGUUCAAGAACAAAACCUAUUUUGAUACUUCAAAAAUUAUCUCUAGACAAUUUGAAACUGUCGUUUUGGUCAUAUCCAUAAAACUGUGAGAAGAAAAAUACUACUAUGAAGCAAUGAGGUAUAUAAACUGAAUAUAGAAAAAUAGCAUGAAAUCAGAUCUAUAUCAUAAAAGCAAUAUAAAUUUUAUGACCUAUGUUCCUCUUACACGGCUUCACAAGGAAAAUUCAUUGUGUUGAUGAUUAUUUUCUCCCAAAAGGUCAAGAAGUGCUAAAAAGUGAAAAAAAAUUAAGCCAAAAUUUAAACAGUUUUUAUAAGGAAUUAAAUUCUUCCAUAAAUAGUGUUUAAUCAUAUACAAGGAAAAUAUUUCUAAAGUGUAUUAAAAUGACCUUUUAAAAUUUUAUGUUAAAAUGUGACUUUGUUGGUUUCUUUUAGUAAUAAUACUCAUCUCAGCUAUAUUUUCCUAAAUCUACUUUAUAUUAUUUGCACUGUUGGUUAAUAUUUUAAAAUCAUGAUAUUUGAAGUCUUUUAUGACAAAUAUAAGACAUGAAAUUAUAUUAAACUACUUUCCCUUUGAAAACAAGUUUUAAUGCUGAAAUAUUUUCAUGCUAAAUCACAAAUUCAAACCACUCCUUGGGCCCGUUUGUGCUAUCUGUAUUUGCAUCAAAUACCUUUGUUCAGAACUCUUACCUAUGCCAUUCUUAAAAAUGAUGUUUAGAAUAAAACUACAUUUCUAGGUUAUUAGUUUUAAGUGACAGUUUCAGGUGUGAAGUCAACUAACUGCAGUGUUAAAAUCUGUAUUAUGAAGGGGAAAAUGUUUCAAAGGAGAAGUACAUUCUUAGCAUUUCCAAAGAUUCCUGUACUAACAUGCACUCCAAAAAUUAUUUCCUUGGCGUUGAUAUAACCAAACUUAACUUUAUAUCCGCAUCCUGAAAUGAUACUACUUCAGUAGCUAGAGGCAACAAAAAUAUCUGCAUGUUCGAGAUGGCACCUGUUCUUAACUACUACAAGGUAUUUCUACCAUAAAGCUGUGUCACUAAAACAUUUCGAAAAUAAAAAAUGAAAGAUAA